CUCCACUCGACUGACAGAGACCGUGGUUUGUGGCAGGCCACCAUAAGGAACUGGGGCUCCCAACUAUCUGACGUACUUGAGCUGGAAGCCAGCUAUUCUAUCUGGUCAAGAGCGAGCCUUUGCUUUCCAUCGGCCCAGACAAGCUCAACAUUGCUCUUGCUCAUUGCCAUUCCCCAAUGUGUGCGGCAUGUUCCGGUGUGUAGUGAGCAGCUUCUCCAAGAGCCAGACUCCCUCACUAGUUGGUCGGCCACUGGUACAUGUCGGCUCCAUCAGAAAUCAGGCGUUCGACGCUGCUUUUGACCAGGACGAUUUAGCUGAAGCAAGGAAGUGGCACACAUCAUUCGACGAGCAUGACCUGCCAAAGGGCCAGACUAGCUUUUCGAGAUCAAGCGGUCCAGGCGGACAGCAUGUCAAUAAGACGGAGACAAAGGCAACUACCGUCUGGCCAGUGUUUGAGUUGACACGCAUGCUUCCAAAGCUGAUGCAUUCGCCACUUCGAUCAUCCCGAUACUACACCAGCAGAACAGACUCGCUCACCAUUCAGGCUCAAACACAGAGGAGCCGGUCUGCAAACACCGAUGAGAACUUCGACAAGUUGGUAGAGGAGAUUCGACGAAUAUACCGCGAAGCUGUUCCUGGCGUCACAAAUACCAAGAAGGCAAAGAAAUACGAAGCAUUAGAGAAAGCUUUCCACGAAAAUCGAGUCACGUCGAAAAAGCAGCAAAGCGCCAAGAAAGCUUCACGGAAGGGCUCACUUGAUUGAAGGCGAAAAGUCUACAACAAGUGAUGCAGCAGCAGGCGUAGCCAGGCAAGUAAUUUUUUUUCCCCUGCGGUGCAAGCAUUGCAGUACACUCCUUGCUCUC
Truncatella angustata is the source of this 863-nucleotide messenger RNA. RefSeq lists its product as uncharacterized. Gene Ontology annotation, molecular function: translation release factor activity. Bases 188 to 763 code for a protein of 191 amino acids. Lineage: Eukaryota; Fungi; Ascomycota; Sordariomycetes; Amphisphaeriales; Sporocadaceae. The record is from RefSeq and is a predicted model, not a curated record. The transcript has 3 exons. Gene Ontology annotation, cellular component: mitochondrial large ribosomal subunit. Gene Ontology annotation, biological process: mitochondrial translational termination.